Magallana angulata is the source of this 3484-nucleotide messenger RNA. RefSeq names its product transient receptor potential cation channel subfamily V member 5-like. Bases 1 to 2370 code for a protein of 789 amino acids. The record is from RefSeq and is a predicted model, not a curated record. Gene Ontology annotation, biological process: calcium ion import across plasma membrane. Lineage: Eukaryota; Metazoa; Mollusca; Bivalvia; Ostreida; Ostreidae. Gene Ontology annotation, molecular function: calcium channel activity; protein binding. The transcript has a single exon. Gene Ontology annotation, cellular component: membrane.
AUGGAGCGAACGAAGUACCUUACAAAGUCAACGACGCAAUUGAUUAAUAGCGGUGAAAAAGAAGAAUUUCUUCUUUUACUUGCAAAAGAUAUAAAAAGCGGAGAUGUUAAGAGUGCCAAUAUUAGGCUUGAUACUUUAGAAAGAAAAGAAAGUCUUGAAUGGCUGAAAGAGUAUUCAUCCUAUAAUAGUAAAAGCGAAACUCUACUCCAUUUAGCAGUCAAGAAGCUUGAUGAGGAAUCUUUCAUAAGAAAGCUCGCAGAACUAUGUUCUCAGUUACUUACUUCACAAGUCAAAGAUCAAGAGAAAUUUUGUGGACAGACAGUCCUUCAUAUAUCCAUUACCAAGGGAAACGCUGUACUGACCAAAACACUGCUGGAUGUUGUCCAUCAGAAAGAAAACGACAGAAUGUCAGAAUUAUUACAGUUAACGGCGACAGGAGGUCGGUUUGUGAACACUGUGAUGAUGGGACAACUUCCUCUAUCAGUGGCUGCACUGACGGGUAAUGCCGAGAUCGUUGACAUUCUCUUAGAUUAUGGAGCUAAUUUGCAUGCUCAAAAUGGGGAGGGUGAUACCGUAUUCCAUUCUAUAGUUAAAUAUGCGGCAAUAUACCCAGAAAAAGUAAUGGCUAUCAUUCAAAUGUUUCGAUAUCUUACCGGAAAACUGGAAAGCAAAUAUCAAAUCGACACAACCAUAGAUAUCAACUCUGAAGAUGAUAAAUGUCGACACAUACAUUCGUUUGUUUUGUUCAUGAAAAAUAGAGAGAACAUGACUCCACUUCAACUUGCCGCCAAACACGGAGUUUUUGAGCUUUUUGAAGAGAUAAUUAACAUGAGAAAUGUUUACUGCUUUAUCAGAGAAAACGAUGGGUUGUAUGACGUUAAAGAGUACGACAUAACAGAAAUAGACAAUGUUAGCAUUAUUCGCACCUCAGAUCACAGACGUGAACAACGAGUUGCUUCCAAACCAGAAAACACAACUCCACAGUUUGAAGGAGAACCUACAAAAAGACUUCACAUAAAUGAAACGCCAUGUGGGCCUUGCUGUUUCAAUCCCGAUUCUGUAUCGGUAUUAGAGAUGCUAUUCAGAUAUGACUACGACAGAAAAGAUGCCUAUCGUAUUAUUGAGUUAACUCCUGUAAAAAAUAUCAUAAAAAUGAAAUGGGACAUUUAUAAAUGGGUUUUCCUAUUGUUGAUGAUACUUCAUUAUCUUUUUAUAACAUUUCUCACUAUAUAUAGCGUAUACAACGUUGAAUUAGGCAUUCAAACAGUGAAUGGAAAUAAUGCCUCAUUAUUUUCUGAAAUUUUUGUAUACGGGUUUCGAUGGGUAUCAUUUUGUUGUGGCUCUUUAUAUGGUUUCAUUGGGUUUCGUUUAUUAAGUGCUAAGUUCCGAAAGAAAAAUAUCAUUUUUUACUUUACGCAUAAUUUAGAAUAUAUUACUCCAAUGCUAAUUUUAUCUGUUACAAUGAUCCUCGAUGUAGUGUGGUCUUUAAUAGAAGAACACGACAAUAUUCCACUUAUUGUUGCUUUGAUUUGCGGCUGGUGGUUGAAUAUAUUCUUUCUUUCACCAAUAAAACAUUUCAGCUUCUUCACAGAACUAAUUAAGCAGGUGAUCAUCGGGGAUCUUAUCCGAUUUGGACUAGUUAUUCUAUUUGGAUUGUUUUCUUUCUCCGCUGGGAUGUACAUCGUUUUUCGAGGAACAGGCGAAGAUGAUUUCUCGUCAUACAGAAGUACGAUGAUGGCAAUGUUUAAGCUUGGAAUUGGGAUCAGCGAUAUAAGCGUACUAUAUUCUGCCCGAAUUCCGUGGGUAGCGGUUACAAUCUUCAUUGUCUUUACAGUUUUUACAUAUCUUCUCAUGCUUAAUGCCUUGAUUGCGAUGAUGUCACAGACAUGUUCCCUUGUGCUAGAAGAACGGUUUCCUCAGUGGCGAACACAACAACUGUCUAUUGUUCUCUUAAUAGAGGAUAUAUUCUGUUAUUGCUGUUUUGAGUAUAUAUUGUCAUGUGUAGGGACACCAAUAACUUCAAAAGGUUAUGAUCCAAUGACAAGGACGAAGAAAAAAGAAAAGCGAUAUGUCUUAGAAAUACAUUCCUUGCAAAUGGAAUAUGCGACACAAGAGGACAAAACAUCUAUAAACAAAAAAUCUGCCAAAAGGCAAACACUAUGCCUACAAUCAAUAGUCGAGGAAAACCUAUUAAGGAGUCAAACUUUUACAAAUCCUCUUUCCUCUAAUAUUUUCCCAGCUCGACAAAGUUCGAUUUAUACGACGGCCGUUCAAGCCUCUGGGUCUUUUCAACCGUACGGUGCUCGUAAGUCAAAAGAGGGAAAAAAAAGAAAGCGUCUAGAAAAAUUAGAUGAAAUGAACACUAACUAAGAAAAUGAAGAGUCAAAAAAGUUUAGACCAGUAUCACCAAGAGUACGUUCAUCUAAGAAACCGACUUUAGUAUCGCAGAUGGGAAAAUCCUUUUCCGAGAAUGGCAUGGAAACUCGAAACCAACAUUCGCCUGUUGUGGAUAUUGAGCCAUUGACUUGUCAUCUUAAUCUAGCUAAAUCACCGUUUGAUAGACAAAAGAACGAAAAAAAAACCAUCUGAGUAUGAAAUCUGAAAUAUAACUGAUUCUUUCACUUGAAAGAAAUUAGUAGGUCAUUUUAGAAAAUGUAUAUGAAUCUCAAAGUGGAAAUUAUAAGUGUAUGAAUUUGUCUGUGAUGAUAUUGUAGGGGAAAAAACCCCCGAAACAAUUAUUGUUAAUAUUAGAUAAGACAUUUUAGCGAGUAUUUUUGAUUCAUGCUUCGUUGUUUUCGAUGCUUUACAGCAAGGGAAUGGCAUAUCACGUUUGGGAUUUCACAUGAAAUGUUGUCGUUAACCUUCUUACAUUUUAAAAGAUAUAUUUUUUUUUAUUGAAACAUGUUUGGUUAUUUAGCUGAUGAAUGUUGUUAAAGAGGCAUGGCCACGAUUUUGGUCAAUAAUGUACUUCCAAAUUAUAAUGUUUACAAUGCUUCAGUAAGGCGUGCAUUUUUAAUAGGCAACAAAAAUUAAAGCAUCACCAGUUGAGUUAUAAGUUCCAGAGAUAACAGGUCUUUGCUAUGUUUUACAAGUUGUUUUUAAAAAUUCCAGUUUUUGACCCAAAAUAAUAGUUUAAAUGUUAAGAAAUGAUUAUUCAUGCUUUAAAGGAAAAAGAAGAUUGAAAAUUCAGCUUGUUUAGUAAACCUACAUGUAUGUAAACAAAAACAGGACACGUGCCCUGUUUACAAGACCUGUGAGUCUUCUACCUUGUCGAUAAUUCAACGACUUACUCUUAAAUUUCAUUUGAUCAUUAGAAAUGAAGUACUAAAGCAUUGUAACUAAUAGAAACAGAAAAAUAGUAUUUAACUUAAUUAAAUAGUGACCAUGCCUCUUAUAUGGUUGAUACAUGUUUGUUAUGUAAAAGUUUGCUUUAUAAUCAUACAUUAUAUUGUGUAUAAAACCGGAGUGCAUAGUUUGAGAUGAA